GAUCAACACAAAGCGGCCAUGCGGGAGUCUGUUCAUUUGACGCCCGUGAAGAGGGGUACAUCACGUGUGCAAUAUGAAGCGUCAGCCAAAUCUCCGCGAGGACUAAUCCUUAUUUAGAAUUUCGCCGCUAACCCUAAAGUCGUGACCCAGCUAUCGAUAAGAGCCAACCUUUGCAUUGGAAAGAACAUUUCCCGACAUCACAAGGUAUCGUCAUUCACAAGCGAUCUAUUUCCACGUCGGACGCGCGAUCCGCAAUUCUCCACCUACACGAAAAGCCACGUCGUACGAUAGACUGACUGGCGAGGUCAUGCCAAAAUGACCACAUCCACUACCGAUUCUGCAUAUUUGAACUUUCCGACUCUCCUCGACCCUGCGUUCUCGCCGAGUGCUUAUGCGAACGACCUUGUCCUUGCGACAAAUAACCCAUCGGAUACCACAAUCGACCUAAGCACUCCACUGAGCCGCGUACUGUUCGAUGCGCAGGAAGUCGACACGCAUAUUGACACACUCACGACACAGUACGCGGGUCCCAUAAUCGAUAUCACACAAUCCAAAGCCGAUGCCAGCGCAGCUGUUCUUGAGACCGUCGAAGCUCAGGUCGCUGGGCUGAAGGAGAGCUAUGAGCGAUUACAGCGGGAAGUAGUCGACCGAUGGGAGUCUGCCGAGCAGGUUCGACUAGUUGCUGAGCGACUCGUAGAGGCUUUGAGAUUGGGUCGGAAAGUUCUCCGAUGUUUACAGCUUGCGCGGCAGCUGGAGUCAUCUGUUGCAGAGGGACGCAUGGUCGGCGCAGCAGAGACGAUUUUGGAUGUCCGAGAAGUUUUCACGCAGGAUCCCCACAUUCAGCUUGACCGUGUCAAAGUAGUAGCAUCGGUGCGAGCGGAUGUACUAGUACCUAUGGAACGUGCUGUUGUACAACGCGCACAAGGUGUCGUCAAAGAAUUCAGCAUGUCAGGGCUCCUCGCUGCUACUGCCGCUGGACAAUCAAGUGCCUCGUCUACUAACCCAGCACUCACAUCUACCUACGCUCGUACGGAAGAGACGAAAUCGCGGGCAAGUCAGGCAAUUCAUACGCUGUAUCUCCUCUCGCCUGUGCCCAAAGGGAGCAAAUCCACCGUUUCAGAGGCGAACGAAGGCCGCUCUUUCGAGCCCACGCUGUUACUUGCAGCCUUAACUUCAUAUCUGCAAAUUAGCCUCUCAUCUUCCACAGCCAGCCUGGCUCGCGCACUCGCUAACCUCCCGGGUCUUGACCGCACACUCCUCGAAAUCUCAGCGCGCUGUCAAAAUCUUGUUGCCCUUGAGACUCUACUCGCCAGCCUGCAGCCUCCAAUUCACCCAUCACUCCCCUCACCUGCCAGAUCCUUGGACGAAGACGAUGGUGAUGACUCCCUCACACCUGCAAACCUUCUUGCGCCACUACUCCGCCAUCUCGAUACUGCUUCAUUACCCUCAUACUUCUGGCGUAGUCUCGCAUCGGCCAUGCCGCCUCGGGUCAAUGAGGUUCUGAACAAGGGAGGCUCAACAGCGCGGACGCUUCGAGCUUCGCGUGACCGGUUGAGGGAAAUGCUGAGGGAAUGUGUAGAACGAGGGAGUCGGUUACCGGGCACUAGUGAGGGGAGGAGAACAGUCGGUGAAGGUGCUGGUGGUACGGCGGUGGCCAAUUGGGAGAGGGAAGCGGCUGUCAUGGUUGGUAGUGUAGUGGGAUCCCUAGGUAGAUGAGACAACUGGCCGGCGCGUUAGACACUCAAAAUCGAAACUUUGUUGAGCAUCUCGCCUUGGACGAUGCUUGAGCUUGCCUCGAC
Dissoconium aciculare CBS 342.82 is the source of this 1799-nucleotide messenger RNA. RefSeq lists its product as uncharacterized. The coding region runs from base 316 to 1716 and encodes 466 amino acids. Gene Ontology annotation, biological process: intra-Golgi vesicle-mediated transport. NCBI's taxonomy places the organism in Eukaryota, Fungi, Ascomycota, Dothideomycetes, Mycosphaerellales, Dissoconiaceae. The transcript has a single exon. The record is from RefSeq and is a predicted model, not a curated record. Gene Ontology annotation, cellular component: COG complex.